CAGACAGGGGAUUCGCUGUCAAGAGGGUGGAUGCCCAGAGCUGGAAAUGACCUAGAGGCCUUACAGAUACAUUUGUGCUUUUGUCGCUCUAAUCUGCAUCCGUGGAGAGCAGCGAGAUCUGGAAGCACAGUUGUUUCCGCGCCUCUCGACACAGCGUACUGAGAUGAGCCUGUGGCAGGUGGAACCCUCAAGCUGUCUUUUUACAUAACCUGAACAGUUCCACAACACUUGGGUUGGGUCUUUUGUUUUGGGAAGAGCAGGAAAGGUUGUGGCUGACCCCUCCAAAAACAAACUAACCCAAAACGAAACAGGAGCUUCCGGUGCCGUUGCACCACUUAUGUAUUGUUGUAGUGCGCAGGAGAGUAAAAUGGACUACAAGCGUCGCUUUUUGCUCGGCGGGUCCAAGCAGAAAGUGCAACAGCACCAGCAGUACCAGAUGCCUGAGCUGAGCCGGACCCUCAGCGCCCCUUUGGCCACUUCUUGCUCGGCCUCUGCACCCAUGGGCACCGGGGUGGGCAUGCCUGGCAGCUGCCAUCCCCCUCCUUCUGGCGCGACCACUGCUGUCGCCGACAUCCAGCAGGGCAUAUCCAAGUACUUGGAUGCCCUCAACGUGUUCUGCCGGGCCAGCGCCUUCCUCACAGACCUGUUCAGCAGCGUGUUCAGGAACUCUCACUACUCCAAAGCAGCUAUGCAACUGAAGGACGUGCAGGAACACGUCAUGGAGGCGGCCAGCCGGCUGACUGCAGCAAUAAAGCCUGAGAUCGCCAAGAUGCUGAUGGAGCUGAGCGCUGGGGCUGCCAACUUCAAAGACCAGAACGACUUCAGCCUGCAGGAUGUGGAGGUGCUGGGCCGGUGCUUCCUCACGGUGAUGCAGGUCCAUUUCCAGUUUCUAUCACAGGCCUUGCAGAAGGUGCAGCCUGUGGCCCAGUCCUGCCUAGCAGAGGCGCUGGCUCAGGCCCAGGAACGCCGAACCAACGCCCGCUCCCAAAGCACCGGUCCCGGGCCCCUCACAGAGCUCGAGGAGGCCUCCCGCUCAUGGAAGGGAGCAGCCGAGGCAACGGCCAGGCUGAGGGAGAGGGGCCGGGACGGCUGCCUGGCAGGCAUCCAGGUUCAGCAGCUCUUCUGCUCCAAUAAUACCACCAUUCCUGAGCACCAGCUGAAGGAGCUCAAUGUGAAAAUUGACAACGCUUUACAGGCCUAUAAAGCAGCACUAGAGAGCCUUGGCCACAGUGAGUAUGCACUGAAGGCUGGCUUUCAUCUGAACCCCAAAUCUGUGGAGGCAGCCUUACAGGGCUGCUGCAGCGAGGCGGAGGCCCAGCAGGCGGGUAGGAUGCAGACGACCUCCCAGCCCAUCCAGUGCGAGCUGCCCACCAUCCCUGUGCAGAUUGGCUCCCACUUCCUCAAAGGAGUCUCCUUCAACGAGUCAGCGGCUGAGAACCUCAAACUGAAAACGCACACCAUGCUGCAGCUCAUUAAGGAGGCACUGGGCCAGAACGGUGUGACCCCCAGGGACGACUCCCCCGUCACUGAGGUCCUCAACCAAGUCUGCCCAUCCAGCUGGAGAGGAGCCUGCAAGACUGCCGUCCAGCUGCUCUUUGCCCAGGCGGGACUGGUGGUUGUUGAUACAGCUCAGAUUGAGAACAAGGAGGCCUACGCUCCGCAGAUCACUCUGGAGGGAUCCAAGGUGGUGGUUCAGGUUCCCUCUACCUGGUGUUUGAAGGAGGACCCAGCUACCAUGUCCCUGCUUCAACGUAGCCUGGAUCCAGAGAAGACACUGGGUCUAGUGGACGUGCUCUACACAGCGGUCUUUGACAUUAACAGAUGGAAGGAGAGAAAGGAGCAAGCUCUACCCACCAUUCAGAUGCAGUUGCAGCGGGAGAUCCCAGACUAUGGGGGCCAGGCAGACAUGCCCCCAGGCACCAGUUCCAAAACCUCAAGCGGCUUGCCCAAAACCAUCUCCAAACUGACUUCCAAGUUCACCAAGAAGGCAUCAUCCAGCUCUGGCAGCGGGGGCAGUUACUCCAUCCCUAGUACCCCGUCGCGCAGCAUUCUGACAGCCAGUAGCUCCGAGGACAAGGCGAAGAGCUUGUGCCACAGUGACGGGAGGCUGCAGAGUAUCCUGCAAAUGGGCAGCCUGUCCUGCACUCCGGACCCUGCCCAGCAGAACCAGUUGGCCAAUGGCUGCGUGUCCGACGACCAGGGGAUGAACCUGCCCACCGACCAAGAGAUGCAGGAUGUCAUCGACUUUCUCUCAGGUUUCAACAUGGGCAAGUCCCAGCAGGCCUCUCCACUGGUCAAGAGGAGGAACUCUGUGGCGUCUGCUAACCCUGCCGAGCUGAAGCCCCCCAGUGGAGCUCCACCAACUUCCCAGGCUGUCUCUCACGGUGCCCUGCAGCCCCUGUCCCAAACCCUGGCCCAGCCUCCACCCCAAACUCAGCCCCAGCCCCAGCCUCAGCCCCAGCCCCAGCCUCCACUGCCAGUACAGAAGCAGCAGCCUCAACCGCAGCCACCUCCUCCACCGCAACAGCAGCCACAGCAGCAGCAACAACCCCCUCCUCCACCACAGCAGCCCUCUCCUCAGGCCCUGCAGUACUACCAGCACCUCCUGCAGCCCAUCAGUCAGCAGCAGCCACCUCCACCUCCACAGCUUCCUCCUCAGCAGCCCCCACCCCAGGCCCUACCCCAGCAGAGAGUGGCAAGCAAGUGGCUCGGCACCUCGGGGCAGCAGCCUCCCCCGCAAGGUCCACCGGCAGGUCUGUCACCACUGGGCCCCAUUGGGCAGUGGAGCUCCCCUGGACUCCCGGAUCUGAGUUCAGACCUCUACAGUUUGGGUCUCGUGAGCACCUACAUGGACAGUGUCAUGUCGGAAAUGCUGGGCCAGAAACCCCAGGGGCCCCGCAAUAACACUUGGCCCAACAGGGACCAGAGUGAAGGGGUGUUUGGAGUUCUGGGAGACACGCUCCCCUUCGACCCUGCAGUUGGCUCUGACCCGGAGUUUGCGCGUUAUGUCGCUGGUGUCAGCCAGGCCAUGCAGCAGAAACGGCAGGUGCAGCACAUCCGUCGCCCCAGCAACACCCGCAGCAACUGGCCAAUCCCUGAUGAGCAACACAGGACCUGGUCCCACCCAGAGUACUACAGCGAGGGGGAGGCGGUAAACAGCAGCUGGUCAGCCAAUCAGGGGGACUCGGCCAGCUCCAGCGAUGAGACGUCCUCAGCCAAUGGAGACAGCCUGUUCUCCAUGUUCUCCGGGCCGGACCUUGUAGCUGCAGUGAAACAAAGGAGAAAACACAGCUGUGGUGAGCAAGAGGUGUGCACCCUGCCCUCACCACCACUCCAUCACAUAGGGGAUGAUAACCAGGACAGUAAAACUAAGACCUGGCCUCCCAAAGCGCCGUGGCAACACUCCACACACACCAACACCAUGCCCAAUCCCAGCUCUUCCUUGUACCAGAUGAACAUCCCUCCCUCCUCCCAGUGGAGCGACUCCAUGCAGAUGCUGCAGUCUCCAGUGUGGUCCACCGCCAGCGACUGCUCCCCCUCCACGGGCAUCUCCUCGGGCUUUCCCUUCACCCAGCAGCAGCAGCAGCAGCAACAGCAGCAGCACAAACCCAUGACCAAGGGCUUCAAAUCCUUCCCCCUCAAACACGAGCACAGGCCCUCCUACCUUCACCAGUACUGACCAUCAGAUGUUGGGACCUGUAGCUCCGUUUGAUUGGCCACCAAGUGAGCUGGGCUGCAGCCGUCACCAUCCACAUUCACAGAAUUGGAAGAUUUCAGCUUUGGGGUGUGCUCCCCGGAGGCAAAAUUAAGUAUACACACUGGCUCGACAUUUUGUAUCUAUAUUUUUCCAUGUCAGACAUCCCCAUUUGGAAAAAAAAAGCAACAUAUUUUGAACUUUUUUGAACUGCCAUCUUUUAACUACAAGCGAUGCAUGCAUCAUGCCGGCAGCAGUUAGUCUAACGGUCAUUUUUCUGUCUGUCGUCUCCUCAGAGGAGAGCUAGAGACACGCAUGGCCGUCACCCACUUAGCUUCUGCAGCUGAAAGUGUGUGCGCGCGAGCGUGUGUGUGUGUGUGUGUGUGUGUGUGUGUGUGUGUGUGUGUGUGUGUGUGUGUGUGUGUGUGUGUGUGUGUGUGUGUGUGUGUGUGUAUGUGUGUGUGUGUGUGUGUGUGUGUGUCAAGGAGGGGACGAUAAGGGGGCAAGGGCUUGAAAUGCUCUAGUUUUGCCCAUAAUAAAUAUACUGUGUCACAUAGCUGUAACUGCCAAAUCUCACGCAAGAUGACUCAGAAUACAGCUACCAUCUACUGUUUCAUAGCUUGUAAAUUACUGAAGUUGAAAUAUAAAUAUUUAGUUCUUUUUAUUAAGAGGCUUUGAGCAGGCUCAGCAUAAAUAUAGUAAGUCGUCGCAGAGGUGUAAUUUGAGAGAAGAAAUACACUACUUUUUCAACAACUGACAGGAGCUAAGAAUUAUAGCAGUUAACUAUGUGCCAUGUUGGUAUUGAUAGCACUUGCAGAAUAUUAUUUUCCAACCAAAGCGUUGUUCAGAAGAUGAAUGGUGCUGAAGAGAUAGGCGGUGGUCUGAGAUUAUUCUGUUGAUACGUAGUAAAGUUACACGCCCUAUUGGAUGAUCGCAUUAGGGAACGUCUUCACAACCUGAAACGCAUUCACUUCCUCUUCCCUAAUUGACGGUUUGCUUUAGAUUGACACUAACUUACGGAAAAAUCUAACUUUUGUUCCAUUUAAAAAAUACAAUAUUUUUCUUGUACAAAUAUUGACAGUAUUAAUCUUAUUUUUGUAUUUUCUUACAUGUUAUACCAUUACUGUAUGUUAGUAUACUUAUAGGCAUAUUACAUAAGACAUUAUUUUUUUUCCCCCCUCAGAUGUGAAAAGCACAUGUUUUCCUUUCCUACAGAGUUGAACUACACCAUAUAUCUAUACAGAUUACCAAAUACGCCAUGCUAAACACUAAAACAUUAUUGUAUGUUGGGGGUAUUUUCGAGCCCUUGUUUCUUCGGUUUCUAUGGCGAUGGGCUGUAUUUAAACGCCCAGAAUGUUAACUUUUUGUGAUGUUUGCGGAUGCCAAUGUUGCCUGUAUUUAUGAAAUGACACCAUGUUUUCUGAAAACUAACAUACUUACCAUGUUUACAGAGAAUUGUUUGCUGUAUAUACAUAUAAAUAUAUAUCUUUUUAUAGUUAAUGUGCUUUGCACAAUCAAGAUAUAGGGUUUGUUGCUUUUUGUCUGUGUUAUCUCCCAAACUGUUGCAGCCUUUUUUAAAGACAUCAUUAAAGACCUUGGACUGUAACUGUUAGCUUCUCAGCUGUGUCAAAUGGUUUACUAGUGGCUUCUACAAAAAAGAAAAAAAAAAAAAUGUUGCCCUGAUAGAAGAUAUGAAGGGGGACUGCUUGGCUUAUGUUGCUUAUUGUUCUCUUGAGCUGGCAACUGAAUCUUUCCAAGUGUACCAGCAAUGCAAAAAAUGAAUAAAAAUGACUAGCAAUUCAA
Messenger RNA from Myripristis murdjan (pinecone soldierfish), 5497 nucleotides. It is a transcript of the gene garre1, whose product is annotated as granule associated Rac and RHOG effector 1. The record is from RefSeq and is a predicted model, not a curated record. Gene Ontology annotation, molecular function: CCR4-NOT complex binding. The transcript has 15 exons. The coding region runs from base 338 to 3679 and encodes 1113 amino acids. Gene Ontology annotation, biological process: Rac protein signal transduction. Lineage: Eukaryota; Metazoa; Chordata; Actinopteri; Holocentriformes; Holocentridae.